UCUCCCCAUUAUAUAUUUCCCUGCUCUGUCCCAACUCAUCGCACGCAAAGCGAAAACGAGCAACCAGAGCGAAAAGAAGAGAGCCAAACAACAACAACAACAAUAACAACAACAACAGCAGAUCUAGAGAGAGAGAGGGAGAAAACGAAAGAGAUGGUACCUGGUUUCAAGCGUUCGAUCUCGCUCCCGAUGAGUCCGCGGCGCAAGGCUCCGGAGAAACCCUACCGCCACGCGCGCUCCGUGAGCCUCCCGUGCCCGUCCCAACCCCUCGUCUCCCACAUCGAGGACGCGAUCCGAACCGUCCGACGCUGGACCUCCGAACCGGACCGGACCCCGGCUCGGAUCUCGACCGGCCUCGGCCGGAUUGCCCUCCUCCUCGCGGCGCUCGACGAGCUCCUCCGCCUCCCCCAGGCCGAGGACGCCCUGCGCCGCGCCGGCGCCGGCGCCGCCGAUCCUCUCCUCGACGACCUCCUCCGCCUCGCCGACGCCUACGGAUCGCUCCGAUCCGCCGCGCUCGACCUCAAGGAGAGCCAGUCCGAGGCGCAGAGCGCUCUGCGGCGCCGCGACGCGGCGCGGCUCGCGUCCUCGCUCGGAUCGCAGCGGCGCGCGGAGAAGGAGCUCGCGCGGAUCGCCUCCGCCGUCCGAUCCGCCUCGAGAUCCGCAUCAGGCACCGAGAUCGCGGAGAUCGUGAGCGAGGCGAUCGCGGCGAUCUCUGCGGCCUCCGUCGCCGUGAUCCUCGGGAUCACGGCGAUCUCCGCCUCCGCCGCAGCUACUGUGAGAAGCUCCUCCGUGCUGGGGCCGUUGAGGAAGCUCGGAUUCAGAUCCUCUUCGAAUAAUAAGAAGGCUACGGAGGAGGAGAAGGAGAUCGCGGCGUUGGAGAGAUUGGAGGAGUUGGAGAAAUGCGUUGGGGAAUUAGAGAGCGGCAGCGAGCGCGUGUUUAGGAGCCUCGUGAACACUCGAGUUUCCCUCCUAAACAUUCUCACUCCCACCUUCUAGAAACACAUUUUCGUUUGUACAUAUAUACAAAUAUUUCAGGAAUGAGUGAGACGCUUUUUUUUUUAAAUUUUGUGUCCUUUUUUUUUUCCCCCCUCUGGUAUGCAUGCU
Messenger RNA from Ananas comosus (pineapple), 1104 nucleotides. RefSeq lists its product as uncharacterized. NCBI's taxonomy places the organism in Eukaryota, Viridiplantae, Streptophyta, Magnoliopsida, Poales, Bromeliaceae. The transcript has a single exon. The record is from RefSeq and is a predicted model, not a curated record. The coding region runs from base 154 to 996 and encodes 280 amino acids. Gene Ontology annotation, biological process: shoot system development; root development.